Molecule: messenger RNA, 539 nt
Organism: Telopea speciosissima
Lineage: Eukaryota; Viridiplantae; Streptophyta; Magnoliopsida; Proteales; Proteaceae
Product: 10 kDa chaperonin 1, chloroplastic-like
Exons: 7
Coding region: 53-457 (134 amino acids)
Cellular component (GO): mitochondrial matrix
Molecular function (GO): protein-folding chaperone binding; protein folding chaperone; ATP binding
Source: RefSeq, a predicted model, not a curated record
AUUUGGAUAACUCGCUUUUCCUUCUUUAUCUCUUUCUUCCUCUACCUUAUCCAUGGCGUCUGCUUUUAUUACAGUAGCAAAGCCUUUCUCUUCGAACAAACUCAUUCAUUCUUUCUCCACCCAGAGCUCACCAGGUUUGCGGAAGAGUGCUUUGAGAAUUAAUGCAGUGGCGAAGAAAUGGGAACCCACUAAGGUUGUUCCACAAUCCGAUAGAGUUUUAAUUCGUCUAGAGGAGUUGCCUGAGAAAUCAGCCGGUGGAGUGUUCUUGCCUAAAUCAGCUGUUAAGUUUGAGCGCUAUUUAAUGGGUGAGGUUUUAUCUGUUGGUACUGAAGUUAGCAAUGUGGAGGCUGGGAAAAGGGUUCUUGUAUUGGAUAUUAAUGCAUAUGAGGUGGAUUUGGGAACGGAUGCAAGGCAUUGCUUUUGUCGAGCAGGUGAACUGGUGGCUAUAGUCGAGUAGAAUCGAGAGUUUCUGAGGAUUCACAUAAGUAUAGCAGUUCUCUCCUAAUGGGGAUAGAUUUUUAUUGAGAAGAGCUUUUCCC